CCUGCAAGCCGAGAGGAGGGCGAGGAGGGUCCGGUGUCCGGUGUACGACUGUACGUGCGUCAUAUCGUGCGGAGACAGACGGAGACGCGGUCGAUAUUGCAGACGGUGUCGAGAAUGGAGGCCCCGACGUUCAAAGGUUAUUUCGAGAGCCCACUGGCGUGCUUCAGCCAACUCCAGAAGGCGCAGACUGAACCACUGUCCGAGGAAGAGUUUGCUAUCUUCCUUGGAUCAUUAUUUACAGAUUUUGAGGAUGCAGACCCCGCGGGUGACAAAGAGGAUGUGGCUGAGAAGCUCUUCAAGAUAUUUGAUCGAAACCAAGAUGGGAAGCUCGACUUUUCCGAAUUCGAGGCCAUGUGGGAACAGUGGGUAGUUCCCAUGCUCCAUCCCAAAUGCGCAUUUGUUGCCGUCGACGUUCAGAACGACUUCAUCUCUGGGUCGCUGUCCCUCAAGAACAUUCCUGCCGGCCGAGACCCCGAAAGCGUUGUUCCGGUGAUCAAUGACUUGACCGAACACCUGCCCUUUGAUGUCGUCGUCUACACCUUCGACUGGCACCCCAAGGACCACAUCUCUUUCUUCGAAAACAAGCACCGCCGGGCCUUCCACCCGAGCAGCAAGGUGAGCGCGCAAGAUGCCAGGGUCCUGGACACUGUAGUCUUCUGUGACCCUUGUUCUGAGUCUGGAUAUGUGGAGCAGACACUCUGGCCGAGCCACUGCGUGCAGGGCAGCUGGGGUGCACAGCUGCACAAGGACCUAAGACUCGCAGACAAGGCCCUGAAGAUCUAUAAAGGUGAAAAGACAGACGUAGACAGCUAUUCUGCCUUCUGGGAUAACGCAAGGUGCUCCGAGACCUCGCUGCACAGUGAGCUACGUAAGCAUGGCAUCACUACCGUCUUUGUCUGUGGCCUCGCGAACGACAUCUGCGUAGCCUUCACUGCUCUGCAUGCGUUGGAACUUGGCUAUGGUACCAUCUUGGUUGAAAACGCCUCCUGUGGGACGUCAGAGGAGGCGGUGGAAAAGAUGAAGCGCAAGCUGCAGGACCAGCUUUGCCUCUUCGUCGACAGUUCGGAAGUGGCCGACCUAGUGUCUGGGAAGAAGAGGCCUUGGCGGCUCGGUCUACAGCUGGCGAAAGCCAGUGCUCCGCAAAUGGGCUAAAUCGGGCAUGUCUUUUG
This is a messenger RNA of Ixodes scapularis (black-legged tick), 1169 nucleotides long. RefSeq names its product nicotinamidase. The transcript has a single exon. Gene Ontology annotation, molecular function: calcium ion binding. NCBI's taxonomy places the organism in Eukaryota, Metazoa, Arthropoda, Arachnida, Ixodida, Ixodidae. The record is from RefSeq and is a predicted model, not a curated record. The coding region runs from base 115 to 1152 and encodes 345 amino acids.